CUUCUCCAGUGAACAAAUUGCCUCUCGAUUUCAGCAUUAUCUGAAUUUUUCUGGGAUAAUAACCCGGUGAAGAUGGAAAAAACACAGCCUGACCAGUGAUUUGAAGAAAUCAAGAUUAUUGUGUUGCUGUAUCGAAUAGGUUAUUAAAUUGAGAAUAUUAAAGCCUUAUCUGAAAGUGAUACCAAUCUUGAUCCAAGGAUAAUUGCCUGAUGUGGGGGGGUCAGCAAAUUCUAAACAGUGUAAAGAAGCAAUCUCUCUUCGUCUUUGUAAAUACAAUGUGUAAGACAGAUUAAUUAUAUGUAUUGGAAAUUCGGAAUAUUGUCUGUACAAGUUAAGGCAGCAUGAACCUGACGGAUCAAGAAACAUCUUCUGGAAUGACAACAGGAAAAAGCGAGUUCAAUUAUGGUCGAUAUUCAACGACGAUAGCUUACCUGUCCAUUGAUAACGAUAAUCUGACAAUGUCGGCAGGUGUUUUUUCCGGUAAUUUCACUACAACUAAGGAUGUUGUCAUCCCACUCACUGUCGAAUAUUUCAACUCAAAGGAGGUACCGCACUACAUACCCGCCCUUGUGUACACGUUUCUACUCCUGAUUAUUGGUGUCCCCGGGAAUUCAAUAGUGCUUUAUGUUUACUUCCAAAAAUGGGGACGCAGUUCCACAAGGACUUUUAUUCUUGGAUUAGCUAUGUUAGACUUAGUGAAUUGCCUGGUGACUUAUCCUAUGGAAAUCGCUCUUAUGUUACGGCCGUUCGUAUUCGACUACCCAGUGUUAUGUAAAGUCACCCGCUUCAUUACGUACGGUUGUAACACAUCCAGUGGACUUGUUCUCAUAGCAAUCGCUGUAGACAGAUACCAGCGUAUCUGCAGACCUCUAAACAAGCCCAUGACAACUGACACUGCCAAAAUCAUCAUCUUCAGCUCUAUUGGAAUUGCUGUACUAUUCUUAUGGCCAGCACUGGUGUUGUAUGGAACGCAAAGCAUUCCUGUGACAAAGACAGUCAUUUUAAAACUUUGUCUGAUCCAGGAUAAUUAUGUUACCACCGAUUACCCUUUGAUAUUCUUUGUUUUCAACGGGGUUUGUACUGUGAUCAUAUUCCUAAUUCUGUCCAUAGUUUAUUCAAUAGUAGGUGUAAAAGUCUGUAAACUUCGCACUUUCCGCUCUAAGUCACGUUCUGUGACGUCACUAUCAGAUUACGUAGAUGAGGACGAUCAGCUUUACCUUGGAGAUCGUGACGGGUCGUGCAAAUCACAGAAGGAGUUUCUUCCUUUGAAAGGUAAAAAAGGGCAGCAAACUGAACGUGAUACGAAAGAUAUUCCACCUGCCCCUGGAGCUAUCAAACUGGUCUUCAAAACUACUUCCGAUACUUUGAAAAAAGCGCGAAAGUCAGUAUCAGACAGACGCUUUAGAAGAGUUGGCAAAACAACUUUAAUGUUGUUUCUUGUGACUGUUUUGUACGUUAUUUGCUUUACGCCUUUUCUAGGAAUUGCUUUUCACAGAACCAUUCACAAAGAUUCGUUCAAAUUUCUCACACGGGCUCAGAAAAUGGCCUUUUAUUUGAUAUUAAGAUCAUAUAUGUUGAAUUGUGCCAUAAACCCCUUAAUUUAUUCUUUUUGUAAUGACCUCUUCAGAAAAGAAUGUACAUAUAUCUUUAAAAAGUUUUGUCGUAAAAACAGAGGAUAAAUUUAUUGUUAAUUUAUAUAUUCAUUAAUGUAUGUUAAAACUUGAGGCUUGUAUACUCUGGCUUAAAUUAAUGUAAGUUGGAAAGAUUAAUAAAUGUGAGAAUCAGUCCAGGGAUUGGAGAAGACAUUUUAUUUGCCACCUGAAGUGUGACUCAUAUCGAAAGGGAUGUUGCGGUCAACUGUUCAAGAAUGUCUUCCUUCCGCAGAGACUGGUUAGGAAGAGAGAUACUUAUAAAUCUUUUUAUAUUUACUAUAGAUAUGUCAAACAUAUUUUGAUAAAGUGGGUAUUUUGUUAAACAUAAAAAAAAAUCUUAUACGCGAGUCGUAGUGGAUAUAGCGUCUGCUUUAUAGUCACAAAGAAAGGAGUCUUGGGAUCUAAUCCACUGCCUGCAGGACGUGGAAACUUGUCCAUCUAAUGAAACCGUAUAAAUGGUCGCAUGAAGUGUUGUAAGAAAAAGAUCCCUCACUGGUCAAAUGACCUGAGUGCUGAGUAGAUGUUAAAAUUUCCAGUCCUCCAUCGAAGUGGUGGCGUCUCUAUCAGAAUGAAAAAAAGUCUUACUAGGGAAUUUAACAACAGAGAAACAAACCAACAACCCCUUCGAAUAACACCAUUUCUCGGUAAUAUAGCAGUAUACAACAUUAAAAAUAUGCCAUUGCAAAAAUCUUCCAGCAGAGUUAAAAAUAAUGACUAGACAAAACACAUUAUUAGUUGUUCAUAAUUUUAAAAAUAAUUUUUCCUUUCAUGUUGUGAGCAUGAUCCAAAUUGAUAUUUUAUAUCUCUUCAAUAUAAAACUUUACAAAACACAGAAGACUUUUCCGGUGUCAUUUUCAUGGUAAAGUGUCAA
Molecule: messenger RNA, 2523 nt
Organism: Saccostrea cuccullata (small rock oyster)
Lineage: Eukaryota; Metazoa; Mollusca; Bivalvia; Ostreida; Ostreidae
Product: nematocin receptor 1-like
Exons: 3
Coding region: 342-1679 (445 amino acids)
Biological process (GO): neuropeptide signaling pathway
Cellular component (GO): plasma membrane
Molecular function (GO): neuropeptide receptor activity
Source: RefSeq, a predicted model, not a curated record